Penicillium longicatenatum is the source of this 1350-nucleotide messenger RNA. RefSeq names its product Paf1-complex subunit LEO1. The coding region runs from base 1 to 1350 and encodes 449 amino acids. Gene Ontology annotation, cellular component: nucleus; Cdc73/Paf1 complex. The transcript has 3 exons. Gene Ontology annotation, biological process: positive regulation of transcription elongation by RNA polymerase II; transcription elongation by RNA polymerase II. NCBI's taxonomy places the organism in Eukaryota, Fungi, Ascomycota, Eurotiomycetes, Eurotiales, Aspergillaceae. The record is from RefSeq and is a predicted model, not a curated record. Gene Ontology annotation, molecular function: RNA polymerase II C-terminal domain phosphoserine binding.
AUGUCCUCUUCUGACGAGGAAGCUGUCCGCCGCCCCGGCCGCAGCAACGGCGUGCAAAGUCCUGUUCACAGCAAUGCUCAUGACUCCGGCGACGAGAACAAGAGCCCUUAUGGGGCAGGAAAUGACAAUCUGGAUGAGGAUGACGACGCGGAUCUCUUCGGCUCGGACGGAGAUGACGAUGGAGGAGAAAACGAUCGGCCUCGCCGCACCUUAGAGGAUGAGCAACUGGAUUCUGGUGACGACGAGAACCGCUACGAUCGUCGCGAAGACCGCAUGGACGAGGCUCCCGAUGAGGAUGGUUAUGCCGAGACAGUCAACAUCAUGGACGUGGGCCUUGCGCGGGCGCCAGUACCAGCGACCAAUGAUGGAGAGGUCUACACCAUGCGAGUUCCGGACUUCCUCUCGACCGAGGCGGAGGAGUUCAACCCGGAAACAUACGUUGCGCCUCCCUAUGCCACCGCUGCUACAUCACUCUGCUGGCGCAAAGAUCCCAAGAAUGGAUCUCUUCUACAGUCAAACGCCCGUAUUAUCCGAUGGGAAGAUGGUUCUUUAACCCUUCAACUUGCACACGCCCCUCUCGAGCAAUAUCGCAUUGCAUCCAAACCCCUCGCUCCCCUCAACAAGUCCGGCGAGUAUGAUACCAAGCUAGACUCACACGUCUACCUCGGUGCUGCAGUGGAAACUGCUUCGCUCUUCCGAUUGACUUCCCAUGUCACACAUGGCCUCACAGUUCUACCGACAACAGUGGAGACAGACGACGCGGUCCUCAAACUUCAGGCAUCUUUGGCCGCGGCCACCCGUGGUAACAAGAAGACUGCUGAUGGCUCGGCACCUGUCAUUGAUACGAUUGAGGAUCCCGAACUGGCCCAGCGAAAAGCGGAACAUAUGGAGCGGGAGGCCAUGCGGGCUGAGCGUCGUCGCCAACAGCUUGCGGAUCGUGAAGCAGACCGUGGCCGCCGUGCACCUACCCGCUCUGGUCCAAGCGGCCUCAGUGUUGGUGGUCUCGAAGAUGAUGGCCUAGCUACACGAGCUCGCCCCAAGCCCCGCCGUCCUAAUCGCCGCGGUGAAAUCUACUCCGAUGAUGAAGAAGACUACGGUCGUGGUGCCCGUUCUCGUGAGGACGAAUAUGACGAGGACGACGGGUUCCUCGUUGGAAGUGAUGAGGAUAUCGAGGAAGUUGAUGACGAGGAGGAAGAAGAGUUGGAAGACGAGGAUAUGGAUGCGGAGGGCGAGGUAGAUGACGAGGUCGCCCCAGCCAAAGCUGCCCGCAAGACGGAGGCACCUCGUAGUGGAACACCUCCAGCCCGGAAGAAGAAUCGGUACGUUGUGGACGACGAGGACGAGGAGUGA